AUGAUCCUUCCUCACGCCGAGGAAGUAGAGCUCCGCCGCGGCUCAUCGCCGGGAACCAUCACCUCCACCACCGGGCGCGUAAACCGUGUCGCCGUGGCCACUAGCAGCGAGGAAAACCAGCAGGCGGUCUCGCAGGACAGGCGUGAGGGCCGCGAUGGCGCGGUGAAGUGCCCCACUACAUCCGCGAGCCCUGGCCCAUCCUCGAAGAAAGACUGUUUCCAAGCCACCGCCGCUCACUCGAGGUGUCCCUUGAGCGCGCCCCGCCGCGCCGCCUACGAAUUCCACGACAUGUUCGGCUUUCUCGUAACGGAGGCGGAGAAGGCCGCGGAGGACUACGAGCGCCGCAACAACGGCUACAGCCGCGCAUACCUGGACAAGUGGCAGUACAUGAUAACCCACUGGGCCAGCGUGAAGCAGGACACACUGAAGAGGUACUGCAGACGCGGAGUGCCGCAGCCGAAGCGGCGCACUGUCUGGCAGCACCUGCUGCAGAGUUGGGGAAUGAAAGAUCGUUGCCCAGGGGAGUAUAUGCGCCUCCACAGUCAGCCGCUCGACUCGAACGACUUGGCAGACGUCAUCGCGCGCGACCUCGAUCGUACCUUCCCGACGAACCGCCUCUUUAGCAUGAAAUCGGGCCAGGGGCAGCAGAUGCUGUGCCGCAUCCUGCACGCCUACGCAAACUACAACCCCGGCGUGGGGUACUGCCAGGGCAUGGGCUUCCUCGCUGCCACCCUCAUCCUCCAGGUGGAGGAGGAGGAGGACGUAUUUUGGGCCUUUGUCGCUGUCAUGGAGAACACCAAGUACAACAUGAAAGCCGUCUUCGCCCCUAGCUUCCCGCAUCUGCAAUGCGCCUUUCACGUCUUCGAGGCGCUGAUGCGCCAGAAGAUGCCGAAACUGUACGCCCACCUGCACGACAGGCAUCCUAUUCCACCUUGUUUCUACGCUGUACACUGGUUCAUGACUGUCUUUACAUACUACUUCAACUUUGGUCUCGUGUCCCGCAUCUGGGACAUGUUUCUCUGCGAGGGGUGGAAGCCGGUGUACCGCAUCGCCCUGGCGCUGCUCAAGAUCGAGGAGCGGCGGUUGCUGUCGCUGAACACGGAUACGGAGCUGCUGCUGGCACUCAAGGGCAUUCAGGAGUCGAAACGUCCUGUAGAGCUGCUCAAGACCGCGCUCAAAAUACGUUUCAAGAGCGCCUACGUGAACCAGUUAAUGGAUGAGUACCACGCGCAACCAAGGUAG
Messenger RNA from Leishmania mexicana MHOM/GT/2001/U1103, 1242 nucleotides. Its product is annotated as putative rab-like GTPase activating protein. The record is from RefSeq and is a predicted model, not a curated record. The coding region runs from base 1 to 1242 and encodes 413 amino acids. The transcript has a single exon. NCBI's taxonomy places the organism in Eukaryota, Euglenozoa, Kinetoplastea, Trypanosomatida, Trypanosomatidae.